Messenger RNA from Morone saxatilis (striped sea-bass), 3352 nucleotides. RefSeq names its product polypeptide N-acetylgalactosaminyltransferase 10 (gene galnt10). Gene Ontology annotation, cellular component: Golgi apparatus. Lineage: Eukaryota; Metazoa; Chordata; Actinopteri; Moronidae. The transcript has 12 exons. The record is from RefSeq and is a predicted model, not a curated record. The coding region runs from base 1 to 1818 and encodes 605 amino acids.
AUGAGGCGGAAAGAAAAGAGGCUGCUGCAGUUCGCCGGGCUGCUCAUAGCGGCUCUUCUUUUCCUCCCCAACGUCGGGCUGUGGUCUUUGUACCGGGACCGAGUGUUCGACAACUCGCCCGACACAGUGGACGGACCGGGCGGCAUCCCCCUCAUACAGGGGGUUAACCGGGUGGGAAAGGACGCUCAGCUCGGACGUGGCGGCGUGCGGAGAAAAGACUGGCACGAUUAUGAAGCGAUCAAAAGAGAUUCAUCUCGAAUUGGUAACGGUGAACAGGGGAAGCCGUUCCCUCUGACAGACGCUGACCGGGUCGACCAGGCCUACAGGGAGAACGGCUUCAACAUUUACGUCAGCGACCGGAUCUCCCUCAACCGCUCUGUCCCCGACAUCCGCCAUCAAAACUGUAAACAGAAGCUGUACGCAGAGAAUCUGCCCAACACCAGCAUCAUCAUCCCGUUCCAUAAUGAGGGCUGGUCAUCGCUGCUGAGGACCGUUCACAGCAUUCUCAACCGCUCCCCUCCACAGCUCAUAGCAGAGGUCAUCCUGGUCGACGACUUCAGUGACAAAGAGCACUUAAAGGUGGCACUAGAGGAGUACAUGGUGCGGUUGCCGAAGGUUCGCAUCCUGAGGACCAAGAAGAGGGAGGGGCUGAUCAGGACUCGUCUGCUGGGAGCCGCUGCUGCUAAAGGAGAAGUCAUCACCUUCUUGGACUCCCACUGCGAGGCCAACGUCAACUGGCUGCCUCCAUUGCUGGACGGAAUCGCGCAGAACAGGAAAACCAUUGUGUGUCCGAUGAUCGACGUGAUCGACCACGACAACUUCGGCUACGAGACGCAGGCAGGUGACGCCAUGCGAGGGGCUUUUGACUGGGAAAUGUACUACAAACGGAUACCCAUCCCUACAGAGCUGCAGAAGGACGACCCCAGUGAACCCUUUGAGUCGCCUGUGAUGGCAGGUGGACUGUUUGCUGUGGACAGAAAGUGGUUCUGGGAGCUGGGAGGAUACGACACAGGUCUGGAGAUCUGGGGCGGAGAACAGUACGAGAUCUCCUUUAAGGUAUGGAUGUGUGGUGGUCGGAUGGAGGACAUCCCUUGCUCCAGGGUAGGACACAUCUACAGGAAGUACGUCCCCUACAAAGUUCCUGGUGGGGUCAGUCUGGCCAGGAAUCUGAAGCGCGUGGCAGAGGUGUGGAUGGACGAAUACGCCGAAUACGUGUACCAGCGUCGGCCUGAGUACCGCCACCUGUCAGCGGGAGACAUGACAGCCCAGAAGGAGCUGAGGAACCACCUCAACUGCAAGAGCUUCAAGUGGUUCAUGAGCGAGGUGGCCUGGGAUCUACCCAAACACUACCCACCAGUGGAGCCUCCUGCUGCAGCCUGGGGCGAGGUUCGUAACGUGGGCAGUGGCAUGUGUAUGGAGAGUAAACACUUUGUAUCAGGAAGUCCCAUCCGCCUGGAGAGCUGUGUGAAGGGGCGGGGCGAGGUGAGCUGGAGCCACGGACAGGUGUUCACAUUCGGCUGGAGAGAGGACAUUCGGGUGGGUGAUCCCAUGCACACUAAAAAAGUCUGCUUCGACGCCAUCUCCCACAACAGCCCUGUGACCCUGUACGACUGUCACGGCAUGAAAGGCAACCAGCUGUGGCGCUACAGAAAGGAUAAGAGUCUAUAUCACCCCGUCAGUAACAGCUGUAUCGACUGCAACCCGACUGAGCGGCGAGUCUUCAUGAACACGUGCGACCCUUCCUCCCCCAACCAGCAGUGGCUGUUUGAGAGAACCAACGCCACCGUGCUGGAGCACUUCAACCAGGGCACCAACUGAGGCCCUGCAGCAUCCUCAGAAAGAAAACAGACUCCUGACAAACGCAGACGUGGAUCUUCUGCUGCUGAUGCUGCUGCCGCUGAUGCUGUGAAAUCGGGUUUUACAUUAAUUCUAGUUCCCCAUUUACCUGGCACUGAGGUGACAGCUGUUUCUCUUUGGGGUGCGCAGUGUGAGGCUGGAUGGGAUACCGUGGGGGAAGUUGGUUAAACACAUCCAUUAGAUGAAAGACUGAGUUGAGUUGUGAUUGAUGGGUGUGUGUUUAAAAGUGACUGUGUGUGAAAUGCAUUAGUUCUGUCAUGGCGCCGCUGUGGUGGUGGGUCCCUCUCACUUCCUGAUUUUGCUGUUGAUUAGUUAUUUAACAUUCCUCUCCUCUCUUUUCUAAUUUCUGUCUUUUUUUUAAAUGUCUCUGCCUUUAUUUAUUGCCUUUCUUUACCUUACUGUUCCCUCUAUUUCCACCCUAUGUCUAUCUACCUUUAUCCUCUGUCUCCAUCUCUUUCCCCUCCCCGUCUCUCCCGCUCCGCCUCUGCCUGCACGUCCAUCUCUAUCUGCCUGCAUGACUGCAUCUUUGCCCACCUUCUUCAUUCUCCCUCUCAAAUCCCCUUAUGUCUCUCCAGCUCUGACAACAUCCCUGGGGGGGCGGCGGGAGAGGGGGGCUCCUGCUGAGCCGAAGUCAUCCUGACACCUGGGUGAAGCCAGGCAGAACCACUCUGAAAAUCACCUGGUGAAUUGAUUCUCCUUUACAAGCCUCAUCCACCCUCUGUUCCUUCCUUCAUCCCCCCCCUCGUGUCUCCUGCGCCCCGGUUUCCCACGGUUGGCUCUCCCUCUCUCUGUCUGUGGCCGAUGUGGGCACAGCCGCUUUGAAUGUAGCAGGUGGAAGUUAACAAAGAAAGUGUAAAGGGAAAGAGAUGGUCUUUUUUUAAUGCCCCUUGCUCCUUUUUGCUCUGCUCUGUUCUUCCCUCGCUGUAUUUAUCGAUGAGUUGUCUGCAGGUUUGUCACUCUGCCACGUUAUUCCUCAGAAGCGAGCGCUAUCUACCAUCAGGGUGUGUGCGGGCCAACUCUUGCUGGCUAAGGGCUUGUUUGUUGUUAUGAUGGGGCCUGGUGGGGGCUGGAGCUGCUGUCACACCUCUCAGACUCUCCCCUCGCUUUCUGUGUGCCCUUUGCUGCUCCCCACCCGACUCCACCGGAACGACCUCGUCACACACGGCCGAGCAGGGGGUCACGUCACGGCGCAAAGCAGCAGGCAGGACCGCAAACCGACUCCUGCCCGCCUGGCUGGAUGACUAGCUAUGUGACUGGCAGGCCAGCUGAUUCACAGCAGGGCCGCCUGAUUGGCCGGCUGCCGAGCUGACACAUCACUUUAGUGUACAGUGUGAGCAGGAGGGGAGACGAAUGGGGAAUCACUCUGGAUAGGCUCGCAGAGGUAGCUCUGGGAUUGAGACAAAUGUGGGGGUUUAAAAUGCAUAAAGCACUUGUGUAAUGAUAAACUUGAAUGAAAUCUUAGUGCCUUGGUGGAAGAGGACAGAAAGUGUGUGUG